Molecule: messenger RNA, 443 nt
Organism: Xenopus laevis (African clawed frog)
Lineage: Eukaryota; Metazoa; Chordata; Amphibia; Anura; Pipidae
Product: AP-1 complex subunit mu-2-like
Exons: 3
Coding region: 1-303 (100 amino acids)
Source: RefSeq, a predicted model, not a curated record
AUGCGGCAGUAUAUCACACAGCAAGGAAACAAACUGGAUAUGGGCAAAUCUCGUGUCCCCACCACUGUGACCAACGCAGUGUCCUGGAGGUCUGAAGGGAUCAAACAUAAAAAGAAUGAAGUCUUCAUAGAUGUGAUUGAGUCUGUCAAUAUUCUAGUGAAUAGCAACGGCAGCGUUCUACGGAGUGAGAUUGUGGGCAGUGUGAAGCUGAAGGUCUUUCUCACCGGGAUGCCAGAGUUACGGCUGGGGCUUAAUGACAGAGUCCUCUUUGAAUUAAGUGGACGUGAGUUUUGGGGGGACUAAGAUAACUCUACUGGUGGAUUAUAUAAGGCUUGUCCUCCACAGCUCUUCUACCUGCCAAAUCCCUUCACUGACUUCAUAUCAAUUUGAAAUUAUUCCAAAAUACUCUCAAAACUGUCCCCUUCCAACCUUAUCUUCUACCC